UCCUGCUUUGUUUUUAACCAUUGCUCAACUGUGUGAAGUUCUGAGAACUUUGGCGUGUAAGACUUUGGGCGCCUUUUUGGGAAAAGAACUUGCAGAUCAGCUCCAGUGUACUUCCGAUGAGGACAAAAUCUACUAGUGAGGAAGAGAACUUGAACUCCUAGAGAAACCUAAUGGACAAUCUCCUCAACCGAUGGUAACAAUAAAAAAAUCCAGAUGGGGUGCAAGUGCUGUAAAAUAAUACAAAGCUACCUCUUUGAUGCAGUUCAAGCACCAUCCCCUGACUAUGUCAGUGAAGUAAGCAGCACCAAGUUGGAUGAAGACCACACUGAUAACUUAAAAAGUCGGAGCAGUGAGGUUUUGGUGCAUAAAAAUGCACUCUGGGGCGAGGGCUUGAGGAGGACGGAGAGCAGAAGCAGGGAAGCUGGCCCACAGGAGCCCUGCGGGCCUCCCCAAGGAUCACUCCCUCAGGGGUACCCUGGAGAGGGGCUCUGCACCAAGCCUGGAGGCACCGCCAAUGGCAUUGGCCCCAGUGCCUCCCCGGAAUCCUCCAGAAACCUCUGGCCUCACCCUGGGCCCAUGGGCUCUUGGGCCAGCACUGCAGACAGUCUUCACUCAGCUCAACCCUUCCUUGAAGGCAGGGACACCGGGAGCCAGGACUGUGUGCCACCUGCCUCGGGAGAGACUCCAGCCGUGGGCAGAGGAGGCUGCAGGGCUCCUGCUGAGGCGGAGAGCCCAGUCUCGGAAGGACAAGCCCACAUCCCCCAGCUGCCAGUCCCGGAUUACCCUCAGCUGUGGGACCCGGCUGGGGACAGUGAGGAGCAGGAGGAAAAGGACUGUCUCUUUGAGACUCAUGCAGAGAAUGAGCCCCUGGCAGAAGUUCAUCCUGGGUUGACCGAGUAUGAACUAAAUAUUCCCUUCCCCAUGCAAAGGAACUGGGACUCCUUGAAUGAGGCAGUGGCAACUGAGGUUCUAAGUAUCUACUUUAACGAGAAGGGUCCUGCUCAGGUCGUGCCUAUAGCUGACUCCAGGAGCAAGCAGAUGCCUGCCCAGGGCUCCGAGGGAGACAGCGAGGAGGAGGAAGAGGACGAGGAUGAGGCGGUGGCAGAAGCCCUUGCAGCAUUAGAAGCAGCUACUGCAGGAGAAGAUGAGGACGAGGCAGAUUAGAAGACAGAAUUGGGGUGGGCAGGGGAGUCAGUGCCAUGCUAAGUAAGGGGAGACGCCUUUGCUCCUUGGGACACAGAACUGACCAUUUGCUGCAACUUAGGAGUUGUUUACCUUCAGCAUCUGCUGUGAUGGUGGGUGCGUGGGCUGUGCUGCUUGUUAAAUACUUGUAGCUUCACUAUGUGAAUGGGCCCUGGCUCAGGACACCAGGAUAAAUAUCAGAGUGAGCUGCUGUGCUCACUGAGAAAUUGAGCGCCCAGCUUGCCAACGGUCACAGCCCUCAACAUCUGGUGCAGAUGUUGUGAGAACGCUGUGAAGUCCCCUCUCCUAGCCCCAAGGGCACACAGUCGCUGAGCACCAUGUUCAACUGUAAAUUCUUUGUCUUGCUUGUGAGAGCCAAAUGUUGUCCUCAGCCUGGAAAAGGUAGCUACCCCUUUAAAGUGCCUACCACGUUCAGGGACAGUCACCCAGGGAAUUAAUAAUUAACCACUUGUUGGACACAAGUUUGGUUGAGCAGCUUUCAGGGGGAGUCGAAGUGACCGGUAACCAAAUGGUUAGUCUUUUGCAUGAUAGCAAAACACCUUGACCUUAACUUUUUUUACAUUGUGACUUUUUAAAAAUCUCUUUUAAGGUUGGGGGGGCCAGGGCAAAAACAGUUCUUAAAACUUCAUUUGUCCUAUUUGGGCUUUAGAUUCAUGAAUUUUUAGAAUAGCAAAAGUAUAUGUGGAAGGGUUUAAGCCAUUAAAAGUGUGAUCCUAAUGAAAAUACAACAGCUUGUCUCUCUGUAUGGACUUAGAGGUGGCUCUGACAUAGCUCCUUGUAAAACUGAAAAGAGUUAAGAUGAUCAAAACUGUGGAGAAAAAAAUAUAAGCAUGUAAGAUAUUUUAUUCUGCUGCUUUGCAACAUAAGCCCUGAAAUUUAACUGACUUUGGGCAAAUAAUUCAUCUUUUCUCAUUGCCUGUUAAGUGAGAGCCUAAUAUGUACUGUAAAGAUUUACACCUUUGUCUGACACACAGAAGCUGCUCAGCCAUGAUAUCUUAUUAAAUUCUUUAAAGAUUUUUACAUCCUCACAACUGAAAACUCUAAUACUGUGAAGUAUUUAUAAUAUUAUCACUUCCUUUUAGUAGUUAUUCAUCAUAAUUUUUCAGCCUUCGAGCACGUGAAGGAUGACACUGUCACAGAUGCUUAGUAAAACAGUCACACCCUGGAGUUACUUGAUAGUGCAACAACAAACCAUCUCUGUGUACCUGGUUUCUCAGAGCCCUUAAAAUACAAACUAUUGGCCUUAUUAAUUGCAUUGUGUAUGUUUGACAUUGUUUUUAGUACACCGAAUGCUUACUUCUUCAGAUUGCUUAUAACUCGUAUUGUUGGGCUUAUGUUUAGCUGAAUGUGAUAAACAGAAAUCUGUUCACCUCUGGGAGCAGCAGUCCAGGCUAGGAGAGAAGUCCAUGUACCUAUGACCUCCAUGUUCCUUCUGUCCAGAAACUAACCUUUUAGUUCCUUGGGGCUCAGAUUGACCAAUACCUGUGUUUUCCUCAUUCGAAAGCAGGGCUGCAGUUCCAGAUAUUACACUUGCUUUUCAUAUGGGAAGAAGACAGAGGGUCAAAAAUCCUUCUCUGUUAAGGACUUCCCAGAGGCAUAAUUCACUGCUUCCUGUUCCACUUCACUGGUCAACAUCUAGACAUCCAGACAUUUGGCCACAUUAGCACAAAAGGGGUUAAGAAAAGCUAUCCUUCGGAGUGGUUGACUUUCCCAAAUAUAUUUGGGCUGUAGUUACUGAGAAGAAAAAUAGAUGUUGAGGCUUUGGGGUGGUUUUUGUUUUUUAUUUGGGGUUGGUUGGUUGGUUGGUUGGUUGGGGAUUUUGAGUUGGUCAACUUAUAAUCUCUUAUCACCCCAGGCCCUCAAAGACCAAAGGCCUGAAAUAGAGCUGGUUUAGAGGAGGCUGAAAGGUUGUAUUCAUGUUGAGUGUGACACAAAAGUAGCUCCAGGCCUUGAUCCUGGGGAAGCAGAAGUGGACAGCUGCUGCCAUCUCAGCUUCCUUCUGAUGUCUCCAAAACGGAUGAGACGAGAAUACUCAGUAAGGUAUUUGUACAAAUAAAGCAUUCCCUUUCCAGAAACACCCUUCUGCACAGCACACACGUAUCAUUUUACACGUGACAGCUACUGCAAAGUUCGCCAUAGCUGACAGCUCUCUCAAGUUACAAAGAUUCUGUUUUGUAGGUAACUAAAUGCUUCAUAACAGCCAACCAGAAAUUUCAAUCCUUUUUUUUAGCAUUACUACCCUCUUGUAUCUUUAUCCCAAUAUUUAGGCUUCACCAAUGACCUCAGAGGUAAAGUCAGGAUGUUUAGUUGAAAAGAAAUUACAGACUGCAGCUUUAUCUUACAAGUAGUCCAGUGGCUGAGCAUCCUGCUCUGUGCAGGGGUCUUCUUUUGUAGCCUGGUGCCACCUCUUACCAGAAACGUGAUACUGAAGAUAAUGGAAGCUUUUCAGGCAUCCCGGACAAUAAAGACACAGAUGCAUUCUGAUUGUGAAGUACUAUUAUUAGGCCCAGACUUGACAAUUCUCCACUAUUGUUAGCCGGUUACAUUGCAUGUUGAAUCUUGAUUUUGAUUUAGGAAUAUUUUAUUUCCAUAUUAUAAAUAAAGUACAGUUUUAAAAUAAUUUUAUUUUUUACUGGGGGAAAUUACCAAAUGAAUAUUUAAUGGUUGCCAAGGUAGAUAGCAGCAAAUUGUUAUAGCACACGAAUCACAUCCAUAAAAGUGAAGAGAAUUUUAGGUUUCUAACACGAUACAUACCCAUUUCUCAUGUUCCUAAGUGCUGGCCAUUUGUCAGUUCCCUUUCUGUCCUACUCUGCCUGUCUGCCUUUUUUUGUUCUCUUCCUGCCUCUCCCAUCAGUACCCCCAAGCCCAAAACCCUGGGAAGAAGGAAUGAGAUGCCAAAGCAAGUAUGUGAGCAAAGAUCUACUGACACCCCACAUUUGGCCGUCUGUGCACAGCUGCUAGCAGAUGGGGUGAACCCAUUCCCGUAACUCUCACCUACUUGCAGUCUCAAACUUGGACUUGGCAUCUCACCAAAGGGGCUUCUAUUUGCACAACCAGUCUUUAUGAUGGAAAUGGGGGAAUCCUUGCUGCUGGUUUUGUUUUGGUGUCUUUCUCUAGAUCAAAUCUCUUUCAUUUAAAAUCUUUGAUUUUGGAGAUGGUGUUAAUUAAAUGCAAACAAGCUGAUGUUUGUUUCUCAUGGAUGUGUUCCCUGAUAAUUUACCAAAAUAAGUAGCAAAGUGUGCAAAUUUCUUCUAUGCAGCAGGUCCUAGCAAACAUACCCAGCAGUCUGUGAGCCAGGGAAGAGCCUCAGCCACCAGAUGAAGCCAGGCUGCUGCCUGCAGCUGGUUCUGAGAUGCCAGGAAAGCAAGUCCCAGGGAGUCAGCUAUUGGCAACUUGCUUUUGUAACUAAAGUGACUACUAAUUCGUGCCUUUCAUCUAGCUCCAAGGUCACCCAUGACACACAGUGGGAACUUUGUAGGUUAUUGUUAUUCGUUCAAGAACUCUCCCCACUGUUGUUUGAGGAGAGGUUUCCAAAUGCUGCUUUCGACAUGGUGACAGGAUGUCAUACAGGUGGCAAAGAACCAAGUUGAAUGGAAAAGAUAAUUUUUAUCUAAGCUCAUGUCCUCACACUACACUGCUCCACUGGAAGAGUGAGGCAUUGGGUGGUCCAUGGGAAGGUGGAUACACAGAAUUUGGUUAAAUUUCCAUAAUGAAUCUGUGUUCCCUGAGGAUGAAAAUUCUAAAUUAAGUCAAAAAUCUUAAGGCCAGUGUUGGAGGCAAGCAGUUGGGAGCUUAGGUGACCCACUUUCCAAUCCUCUUGAACUCGAUCUUUAAAAUCCUGAGGAAGAAAAAACAAGAAGUGUAUUUGUGUAAAGAGACUCAGAUCUCACUUUUCUCUUAGUCUCUUAACUCCUAGUGAUGGGAAAAGUGCACCCCCAGCUUCUGGAUCACCAGCGUGGUGACUUCCAGGCACACACUUCUGCCUCCUUAGUCCUAACAAAUCUGGAAUCUGACUGUGUCUCUUGCUGUUGACCUUGGGUUCAUGUUUCUUAACUCAGUUUCCUCAUCUGUAAAAUGAAGAUCCUACCUGUUUUCCAGCACUGACAGAAGUGCUUACUUUUUCUGGACCUCAAGGAUUCAGUAGGUUUGGGACUGGAGAUGGGCUGAAGAGCAAGAGACUACAACACCCAGUUGAUUUUGCAGUGAUUAUCAGAAAAAAACAUUGCACACUCUGGAUGUAGUCAUGUUUGCAAAUAAAUGUCCUAUCUUAUACUAGUGAAAAGUUUUGUACUACUGACACCUGGAGGAGUCAGUAAUUAAAUAUUGGGGAUUUCGUGUUUUCUUCCCACACUCCUGGGGCAUGCAAAACCUGCUCUGAAGUUUUCAUAUAUAAAAUCACUUUGUAAAUAAAGCGCGGUUAAUAUUUCUAGCAAUACCAUGUACACGCAUGUAAGAGAUUUGCAUUGUGCUUGAAAUACCUUGACACCACUCACCUGUGACAAUGCAUGCUCACCUGUACUGCCCUUGACUCUGGUAUGUAGCAGGCUUCUGUAUUUACUGCUUUUAGGCAUUUUAGAGUAAUUAAUAUAAAACUAGGAUAAAUUCAAACCUAGAGACACAAAGGAAGGUAGAGAAUUUUAUUCCUCUCAGCAAAAUUUCAUAAUCCAAACUCAAAUGGGAGAAACUGUUGAAAGACAGACUGGUUAAAAUAUUUGUUUAAUAGGAAUGUUGCUACUUGAAUGGGAAAACAAUACAGUGAAUGUCUGUUGACCUGAAUCACCAAUUUAAAUAAAAAAUUUCGAGGCUGGGGAUGUGGAUCAGUGGUAAAGCAUUUGGAUAGCACGUGUGAAACCCUGCAUUUGAUCGCCAGUAGAAAAACAAAUUUCAUGUCCAGGUUCUAUUCACCCUUCUCCAGUCCUCCAAAAUAUUCCUAAAGUUAUGAAGAUGUGUGUAUUUAAACCUCAGGCCUUACAGGAGGAGGGAAGAUUUUUCACACCAAAAAGGGUUCAUGGUCUCUGCUCAUCAACUGAUGUCCAGUCUGCCAUGUCAAUGCUUGAAACAAAAAGUUUAAAUUUCAACAAAUUUAUGAAAUCAUAAGAUUCAGCCUGCAAGAUUUUCAUGACAUCAGUCAUCAGCCAGGGGACAAACCAGUGAAGACUGCAAUAAUGUUUAAAUGAAAACUUUAUUGGGAAAAAACAUUGAGAAGGAGAAAUACCUGCAGAGAAAUUAUUUUAAAGAUGAUUUGCUAAGUUAUACUUGAUAUACAAGUCAUUUAAUGAUAAUACCUGAGAGCUACUAAACUUUUUUAUAUAUCUUUAUAGGUGCAAAUAUAGCUUAACUUAUUUAAAAAGAAACACACUUGUUAAACCUUUAGUCCUGUCAGCUCCUUUUCUCAUCCUGAUCAUGCAUCACCUCCUUUAAAUCCACCAUGGCUAUGAUUGCCACAACCCCAUACAGCUGGGGGAAAUGGAGAUCAAAAAGUUAAAUACUUUGUGAACAGUCAUAAAACCCAUCAGUGACACAGUCCCAACUUGGCCUAGAGUGCACAAAUCCUGGUGCUUUUGAGGACUGUUAUUACCUCUCUCUGUCUAUGAGCUGUCACCUUCAGAUUCAACCAGUUGAAAAACAAUGCAUCUGUACCGAAUAUAGAUGAAUAAAGAUGUUUGUACCUUGCUAUUAUUUCCUCAACAGUACAUUAUCCAUAGCAAGUACACUGUGGUAGGUAUAAUAACUAUAUAUGAUUUAUGCAGGCUGUACAUUGGUUACAUGCAAAUACAAUGCUAUUUUAUAUCAGGACCUGCACAUCCCAGGAGUUUAGUAUCCGAGGGGAUCCUGGACCCAAUCUCCCACCGAUAGGAUGCUGAAAUACUGUUUAAAUGAUACAACCACACUAUGGAAAUGCCCUUGUUGGACACAAAUAAGGGCUGAGUCAUAAUGUGAGCUUUCCUCAGAGACUGGAAAUUUCUCAGAAAAUUCUUCAUUAUUUCUGGGAAUGUGCAACCAUCAAUAAAGUCAAUGUGAAGCUCUGAAAGACAAGAGAACAUUAGAACAAAGUAAUAGGGAUCAGGAAAACUCACUCUUGCAAAUGUAAAGUUAAUAUAUAUUACCAUUAGGGAAUGGUUGCUUUUUCCUUUUUAUUUUUUUGAUUCUAAGGAAGAUUUUUUAUAAAGAAUAGAAAGUCUAGCCAAGGCCUCACCUAUAAAAUCUCUGAGCCUGCUCACUGGCAAUGUAUUUUUCCAUUGGUUGUAGGACCAUGAUCUUCGCUAUCCUACAAGGCAAGAGGAAGCCCUCCUGGGCCAUCCGUACUCACCUGUGACUGUCCCGUGUAGCUUGAGGUUCAUUUCUUCACUCAUGUGCAGAGCAGAGGAGACAGCUGUUCCUUCCUCUGGGCUGUCAUGAAACUAAUAAUAAAUGCUACAUAUGAUGGUUUCACUUAGCCAAGGUUACUAGACCACUUCUGUGAAUAACUUUCAGUAAAUCUUGAUUGAUAUUCAUUGAAACCUCUCAAUGCUUCUAAAAACAAUAGUGUCCAAAGUAGAUAAAUUCUUUUCUGUCAACAUCAUUAAUUAUCAUUAUAAGUCCAAAAAUGCAACUUGGGGAUACUUAAAUUCUAGUACCGAUUUUAUUCUCAUUCUUUUCAUCAGUUAACUGCAGGGCACCCAGGAAUUUAUGUUUACUUAAAAAUUUGAGUCAUUGCAUUUGAAGUGAGUCCCUGAAAAUCCCUGAUUAAAAUUAAUCCUUUUCUUUUUCCUCAUUUUAUUUAUUUACUUUUCAAAUCCAUUUUAUUUCAAGGAAAAAAGAAAAAUUAACACAAAAUUUCAAAACAUGACAAUUAGGGGGCAACAAUGGUACUGCUCAUUGUCAUCCCCAAAUCAUUCACCUGGAGCACAAAAUAUCUGAAAUCAAUUGUCCAAACAAUACCAGCACAAAUCUUUCUCUUCAGUGAACUUAGAGAAAGCAGUAGGAUAACUAUCUUAGUUUUUUAUAUACAUGCACAUACAUACACAUAUAAAUAUGUUGUUUCCUUCAGCUUCUCUAGUGAGAAUAUGUUUACACGUGUCUUAUUUUCACUAACGAGGAUGGUCUCAAGUUGCAUCCAUUUACCUAUAAAAAUCUCUAGUUUAUCCUUUAUGGCUGAGUAGUACUCCAUUGUAUAAAAAUACCACAUCUUUUUUAUCCAUUCCUCAGUGGAUGGGCAUUUACGUUGUUUCCAAGAUCUGGCUAUUGCAAGUUGUGCUGCUAUAAACAUGGGUGCACACAUAUUGCAGUAGUUUGACAUUUUUAAUUAUUUUGGGAAGAUACCCAGAAGGGGAAUAGCUGGGCCGAAUGGGACAACUAGUCCUAGUUUUUUGAGGAUUUCCACAGUGGUUUCACCAGUCUGCCUUCCCACCAACAGUGGAUGGAGAAGGGUUCCCUUAGCCCCAGAGCUACAGCAUUUGUUAUUGCUUGAUUUCUUAAUACUAGUCAUUCUUCCUGGGGUGAGGUGGAAUCUCAGUGUUGUUUUAAUUUACAUCUCCCAAAUAACCAGUGAUGUUGAACAUUUUUUCAAAUAUUUAUUUGCUGUUUGUAUUUUUUCAUCUGAGAAGUGUGUAUUCAUCUCAGAUGCCCAUUUUUGGAUUGGAUCUUUAAACUGGGAGGACUGAUUUUUUUUCUUAAUAUGUUCUCAAUAAAAUAGUCCUUUGUCUGAGGUACAGCCAGCAAACAUUUUCUCCCACUUUGUAGGUUAUUUCUUCACUCAGUUGGCGAUUUCUCUAUUGCUGUGCAAAAGCUUUUCAGUAGGGUGAGAUCCCAGUUGUUGAUUCUUUGUGGUAGUUCCUGUGCAGCUGGGGUUUUGUUCAUAAAGUCUUUGCAUGCACCAAUGUUUGCAAGAGUUUUACCUACUCUAACUUCUAGCAAAUUUAAUGUUUCUGUUUUAAUAUUAAGACCUUUGAUCCAUUCUGAUUUUAGCUUAGUGCAUGGUAAAGAUAUGGGUCCAGUUUUAAUCUUUGGCAUGUGUAAAAUCAGUUUCUCUAGGACCAUUUAGAAUAGAGGCUUUCGUCACGUAAAUGAAUGUGUUUGGCACCUUUGUCAAAGAUAAGGUGGCUGAGUGCUUCUCAAGUUGUUGCCACAUCUUCUAAUCUGUUCCAAUGAUCUUCGGAUCUGGGUUUUUUGUUGUUGUUGUUGUUGUUGUUGUUGUUGUUUUGGUUUUUUUUUUUUUUGUCAGUGCCACCCUGUUUUUAAUCACAGUAACUUUAUAGUAUAAUUUCAAAUCUGGAAUUGUGAUAUCCCAAGUCUUGUCUUUUUGCUGAGGACUGUCUUUUAUAUUCUAGGUCUCUUCUUUUUCCAGAUAAAUUUUAGAAUUGUUUUCUCUAAUUGAGAUAUGGUAUUUUGAUUGGAAUUGCAUUGAAUCUGUAUAACAAUUUUAGAAGUAUGGCCAUUUUCACUGUAUUGGUUCUUCCUACCCAAGAGCACAGGGUAUCUAUUUUCUAAUAUGCUCUUCAAUCUCCUGUUUCAGAGUAUUUUAGUUUUCAAUGUAGAGGUCUUUUACAUCCUUUGUUAGAUUGAUUCCUCGGUAUUUCAUUUUUUUUUUUGAAUGCUAUUGUAAAAGAUGUUGUUUCCAUGAUUUCUCUCUCAAUGAGUUUGUUAUUUUUGUAUAGGAAGGCCAUUGAUUUUUGAGUGUUGAGUUUGUAUCCCACUGUGUUACUGAAUUUGCUUAUUGAACCUAGUAGUCUUUGGUGGAGUUUUCUAUAUAGGGUAUCAUGUCAUCUGCAAAUAAUAAUUGUUUAACUUCUUCCUUUCCUUUAUUUAUUUUAUUUCUUUCCCUUGUCUAAUUGCUCCAGCUAAAGUUUCUAGGACUAUGUUGAGUAAGAGCUGAAUAAGACAUCCUUGUCUUGUUCCUGAUUUUAGAGAGAAAGCUACCGGUUUUCAUCCAUUUAAUGUGAUGUUGGCUGUUGGUAUGUCAUAGAUGGCUUUUAUCAGAUUGAGAUAAAGACCAUGUAUUCCAAAUGUGUGUAGGGGUUUUUAUCAUGAAUGUGUUCCAGACUUUGUCAAAAGCUUUUUCUGCAUCCGUUCAAAUGAUCAUAUGAUUUUUGUCCUUAGCUGUGUUAUUACGGUGUAUUGUAUUUAAGGAUUUAUGUAUGUUGAACCAUCCCUGCAUCCCUGGGAUGAAUCCCACUUGAUCAUGGUGUAUAAUCAUACUGAUGAUUUGCUGCAGUCUGUUUGCUAGUAUCUUAUUGGGAAGUUUUGCAUUAGUGUUCAUUAGUACAAUUGGCCUAUAAUUCUCUUUCAUUAGUUGGGUUCUUCUCUGGUUUUGAUAUCAAGAUAAUACUUGCUUCCAGUAAUGAAUGUGGAAGUAUUGCUUCCCUUUCACUUUCAUUAAAGAGUCUUGAGUGUAACCGUGCUAGGUGUAGUCUCUAAAUUUCUUGUAGAAUUCAGCAGUGAAUCCAUCAGGACCUGGGCUUUUCUUUGUUGAUAGGUUUUUAAUUACAUCUUCAGUUUCAUUGAUUGAUAUUAGUUUAUUUAGGGUUUUUAUAUCUUCUUGAUUCAACUUUGGUAGUUCAUAUGUAUCUAGGAAUUUGUCCAUUUCUUUUGUAUUUUCCAUCUUUUUAGAAUACAAGUUUACAAAGUAGGAAUAGAUGAUCUUCUGGAUUUCUGCAAGGUCUAUUGUGAUUUCACCCUUUUAAUUCUAAAUUGCAUGGAUUUAAGUUUUUUCUUUCCUUUUUAUGAUAAGGUCAGCUAAGGGUUUGUCAGUUUUAUUUUAUUUUUCAAAGAAUCAACUCUUCAAUUCAUUGAUACUUUGUAUUACUUUUUUAGUCUCCAAUGUGUAAAAUUCUGCUCUGAUCUUUAUAAUUUCCUCCCUCAUCCUAGGCUACUAGGAUGCUAGUAGCCUGCUCUUCUUUUUCUAGAAGUUUGAAGUUCAGCAUUGUUUUUAUGUUGUUGCUCUAUUUUCCUGAUAUGAGUAUUUUUUGCUAUAAAUUUCUCUCUUAAGACUGCUUUCAUUGUGUCCACAAGUUCUGGUAUGUUGUAUUAUCAUUCAACUGCAAAAUCUGUCUAACUUCUUCUUUAAUUUCAUCUGUGACUCACUGGUUGUUCAGUAAGGUUCUAUUUAAUUUCCAAGUAUUUACAAACUUCUUAUGGUAUCUUUUGCCAUGGAUUUCCAAUUUCAUUGCACUGCAGUGUGAUGGUAUGCAUGGGAUAAUUUCAAUUCCUUGCAUUUACUUAAGCAUGUUCUGUAAGCCAGUAUAUGGUCUAUUUUGAAGAACAUUCCAUGUGCAGCUGAGAAGAAUGUGUAUUCUGAUGUUGAGGGGUGAAGCACUCUAUACACAUCUACUAAAUCCAUGCUCAAAAGUUUCAUUCAGUCCUAACAUUUCAUUAUUGAUUUUUUUGUUCAGUUGAUAAAUCUUUUUGUGGCAAUGGGGUAUUGAGGUCUUCUAAUACAAUCGUAUUAGGGCAUGAUUUGUCAUGUCCAUUAAUAGUUUUAUAUAGUUCAAUGUACUGGUAUUUGUUGCAUAUAAAUUUAUGAUUGUUACCUCUUCCUCUUGGAUUAUUCCCUUUAUAAGGAUGUAGUGACCUUUAUCUUAAUCAUUCUUGGACUCCACUUUGUCUGCAAAAAAAAUAGCUACCCCUGCUUUUGCUGGAUUCCUGUCACAUAGAAUAUUGUUGUCCAUCCUUUGGCUCUCAGUCUUUGAAUUCCUUUUUGAAUUUAGUGUAUUUCUUGUAUGCAGCUUGUUGUUAGAUCUUGCUUCUUGAUCCAUUCUGCCAGUCUUUGUCUUUUGACUGGUGAAUUGAGACCAUUAGCACUGAUGAUUAUAACUGAUAUGUAUUGACUUAUCCUUGUCAUAUUAUUUUCCUGUUUUUUCCCUUCCCUCUAGUUGUUUGCCUUCCCUGUUGGUGUUCAUGGAACUGUAGUCUUUAUUAUCUCUUUCUUCAAUGUCCUUCAGAGCAUGAUGGAGUGCUGGUUUGGUAGUCAUAAAUUUCCUCAGAUGUUCUUUGUCAUGGAAAUAUCUUAUUUCAUCAAUUUUGAAAGAUAGUUUUGCAGAACACAUCAAUCUGGAUUGAAGCUAUCUUCCUUUAGAACUUGGAGUACUUCACUCCAAGCUCUCUUUGACUUGAGAGUUUGUGCCGAGAAGUCAGCUAUAAUUCUGAUGGGCUUUCCUUUGUAGGUGAUUUGUUUCUUUAAUAGCUUUUGGAAUUCUAUUCUUGUGUUGAAUUUCUGGAAUCUUGACCAUGAUAUGCAUUUUUGUUUUUGUUUUAUCAGUGCUAAUUGGAAUUCUGUGUGCCUUGUUUAUCUGAAUGUCAGAUUAUUUUUAUCUACCAGGAAAGUUUUCUGUCAUGAUGUCUGUGAACAUUUUUUAAAUGUCACUUGUGGUAUCACCUGCUUUUUCAUUAAUUCCAGUCAACCUUAAGUUAUUCAUCUUUGUCUCAUCUAGAACAUGCCAGAUUGAUUUCUCAUGGUCCCUGGAUAUUUUUUGAGAAAUCUUUCUUUUCCUGGUUGCUAACUGCAAGCCUGUCUUCAAUAUCUGAGAUCCUGUCCUCACACUGGCCUAAUCUGCUUUGAAUACUUUCAAUAGAAUUUUUAUUCUCCUGGAUGUCUAUUUGAAUCUGCUUAAUGGAUUCCAUUUCUUUCCUGUUCUGGGCUUCCAUAAUUCUCUUAAGCUUGUCUAUCUUGGUUUUUGUCUGUGUGUGCUCUAACCUCACUAAGCAUGGUGUGUAUUUUAUUAUCUUUGUAGUUACCAGAGAGAUUACUUCAUUUUUUCCAGGGCCUCUUUCAAUUACUUUGUUGUUAACACUUCAGAGAGGCCUGAUGGGGGGUUUUCAGAUUUGUCCCACCUCAUUGCUCCCUAGAUUUGUCUUUUGUGAACUGAAUGUCUGGUGUUGCAUUUUGCUUAAGUGUCUUCUCAUUUUCUUUUCUCUUUUUUUAGUUUAGUUCCUGGGAUGAUGCUUGUAAAUUGCCUAUGGUGGGUUGCUUUAUUGCUAGUAUUUAGGACCCUUAAGUGAUGACUACUUCUCUGAGGUAUCUUCCAAAUGUAGCUGGUUUUGGGGUUUUAUGACAGUUGGAAGAUCUUACCUCUUCUGCUUGAUAGAGAUGAGAAGUUGUUGCUUAUUUGGCCUAGUCCCUGGUUCUUUGGCACUGUGCCACAGUAUUUCUGUGACUCUUAGUCAAUCUCAGUCAUGGGAUACCAGGACUGACAGCUCCAGCCAGUGCAGUCCUCCAUGUCCAUUGCUCCCCUUCAUUGCCAUGUCUCUCUGUAGAGGCCUCUGAGGUCUCCACCCUUCCCAUCAUCAUGGCCCUGCAUCCUCAGGUUUAACUAGCUCCUCUCAUGCAAUGAGUCCAGUUUCAGGGAGAAGUGCCACCAGCUACCGCCUUCUUCUUUAUUGAAGUUUUUCUUUUCACUGUCUCUGUGUGUGUCGACGUGCACUUCAGAUUCUUCCAGGUUCCAAAGGACCUGCUUCCCUCCUUGCUUGUCUUCCUCAUGAUGCUACAUUCCAGUGUCUGGAUGGUGACUCCCAGAGAGGCUGUUUGCUCUGCUGCUUACCACUCCACCAUCUUCCUAGCAUGAUCUAUUUAUUUUUUUCUUCUUGCCCUAAAUAAAUUUUUACAACAUGAAUGUUUACUGCAAAACAAAACCUUGAGAGGGAUAGGAGUGUGGUUUGGUUAUUUUGAGAGAUUGUAUUGGUUUGGAUUUUAUUUAAUAUGGCAUUUUUUAUGGCUUUUUUUGGAUUUGGCCAAUUUUCAUGCACAAUAAGCAAAACCAUAUAUGUUGCAAUUUGAGUAUAAUAUUAUGACUCCAAGAGCAUUUUGUUAUUUCUCAGCUAAGAUUAACUUGGAAAUAAAAAUAAGUUAAAUUUUUUUAACUCACUGAGAUGCCCAUAUUACCAUAAGAGUGAUAAGAUAAAAUUUCAACCUGGACAAACAGAAAAAGCAUGCCUCUUAUCUUUUAGAUCCAGAUCCAUUCAGUAUUAGAGAAAGAAAUUCUUUCCCUCAAAUAAGGUUUAUGACGUGGCACCAUAAGUCUCUGGCCUGAUGUGCGGUAUAACUUAUCUUGUCCCUGGUUCUUCUGCAGUUCAUCUUCAAAAGCUAAGCAGUGGCAAUGUGGCAGGAACAUCAAGAGUGUUGACUCUCGUGUGGUCAGACUCCCAUUGUUUAUCUCACAAAGAGUGCCAGAGCUUGGCAGCUCCUUAUUCUAUGUAAUCUUAGUGACAGUAGAGUGAGUGAGUACCAACGGUAUCUGGCCCUGUGCAAAGUGCAUGACACAUCCAAGCUCAGCUCAAGGCAUGUGUUUCCUUCAUUCUGUUGUUAAAAAUUUGUGGUCCAAAGAGUUUAAGAUGCCCCAAAGCCUCUGAGUGCCAAAUCUGUGCUCUUGCUAAGAGUUAUAAUAAUGAGCCUUGUGCUAAGUCAAGGCAAGUUGUAGAAUAUGAUUCUGAGGAGACCAAGGGGAGUGGUAUUAUGAGAGACUUUUAGAGCAGGAACACACUAUGGUGGCAUUCCUGGUCACAGAGCCAAGGCAGCUCUGGAGCGUCUCACCACAGAACUGGAUUCCAGGGCUUCAUGAACCCUGUGCCUCUGUGACUCCUCAUUAAUUUAUUUGUCUGUGAAUAACUAACUGCAUUGGUCAUGAGAUUUGUGUAUUGUGGUGAUUGUUGUUACUAGUGACAGCAAAACUAUGUAAGGAAAGGGGAAAUACCCUUGAUGUGUUCAGAGAACAAAAGGGCAGUUGUGCCACAGGGCCCCAAAGCAACCAGGACUCAUCUUCACUUUGCUUUUUUCCUUCCUUUCCUCAAAGCAUCAGGCCCCCACCAGAAAAAUAAACCACUUUGUCCAACUGCAGUUUUCAGACGUCCCAGGGAGUGGCUCCUUGAAGCCAGAUUGCAGUUGAGCUGUUUGCUCACCUGGCCAUGUCCGGUUAUGACCAGGGGGCAGGGUACCCAGCAGCAGUCUAGGAGGAAGGAGAGAAGCUUCCCAGAAGAGAAGUUCUCUAGACAUCCUGCCUCUCCAUGCUCAGGUUUUCUUUUUACUCUUGGCCUGUGCCUCUUCAGAAGGUGGGCUCUCCUUCCCUCUGUGACCCAACUAUGAUGACUUCUGAUGCUAAUAGGCUAUGUUCAGAGCAAGAGACUCAGUGUCUCAGCUAGAUCUCUAGUUAAAGAACAGAUGCACAAACCUACUACCAAGUACUAUGGCUAAAACCCAUGCCAAAAUUUUAUUUUCAACGUGUCUUAGUUACUUUUCUCUUGUUGCUGAGAUAAAAUACCCAACACCAAAAAUUAAGGAAGGAAGGUUUAUUUAGCUUACACUUUGUGGAGGUUUUAGUCUAUAAACAACUGGCCUCAAGUCAGGGUGGCAUGGUGCAGGGCCAACAGUUCUGGCAGUGGAAGACAGCAAAAGCAGCAAGAGCAAAAAAGGUGUUGAUCAACCCUCUUUUCCUCCCUUACCACUCUCUAAGUCAGGUGUAGCACUCACACAAUCUCCCUACCUUUCUCUUGCACAGGAUGAGGAUGUUUACAAAGUGAGGACCCUGGCCCCCUACUGAGUUUAGUUAAAAUUUAGUUCAGUUAAAGUUCUAAAGUUCUUGAGAUGCCAGCCCCUUCCUGUUAGUCUGUGCCAUUUGUGGGCCACAGGGAGGAGAAGAAGAAGCCAGCCACUCCCUGUGAGUUAGUGCCAUGCACAAGCCAUGGGCAGAACACACGCCAGCCCCUCCUGAUGCACAGGCUGGGAGACAAGAAGAGCCAAAAUUUCCCCCUCCCCCUUGAGCAACUGGCUGAUCUGGAGAAACACAGGCUAACAUGAUGGCUAUUGAGGUAAAAUACAACCUAAUGCUUAUAGUGCUUAGUGUUUCAUUACAGGCUUAAAACUGGUAAUCUGAUCAUCUGUUUAGAGGAUAACAAGAUGAAAUAUAGCAUAGAUGGGAGAUCUCCUUCUGAAGGUGGUAACCAUUGUUAAUUCCCUAUUAUCUUGUUGUAAAGUCCUGCAUAAAUUUCAUUGUUUGGUUUGGUUUGGUUUUAUUCUUUUUUUUCUUGUUUAGUUCUGAUGGCAUGAGUAGCUGUUUCAAAUAUAACCAGUUAUAUUAA
This is a messenger RNA of Cavia porcellus (domestic guinea pig), 16248 nucleotides long. RefSeq names its product chromosome unknown C4orf19 homolog (gene Pgcka1). The record is from RefSeq and is a predicted model, not a curated record. The transcript has 4 exons. NCBI's taxonomy places the organism in Eukaryota, Metazoa, Chordata, Mammalia, Rodentia, Caviidae. Bases 214 to 1164 code for a protein of 316 amino acids.